GUACGGGACUGUCGGAUUUCUUUUGGGAUUCAAAGAUGGCUGCGCCCGUAGAGGGAAGCAAAAAGAACAACAAAAGAAGAUGAUGUGCUUAAAUUAAAGCUAAUCAAGUAGCUAGUGAAGCUGGUGUUGACAGUAAAGUUAGAAUAAAAUGGAUAACACAAGACGUGCAAAGAGGAAAAGGAGAUGUAAAAAGGAAACCUCCAACAAAACUACCUAUCGGAAAAAGAAAGCCAAAGUCAGCACAGAUACUGAAUUUAAUGAAAAUAAUCAAAAUGAAAGUUUUGUAGACACACCUAUCGAUAAUAUUCCCCAGAAUGAAGAAAAUUUGGAUUUUUAUUAUGAUUACUAUGGUUACUAUGAAGAAACAUACAAUUACGGAGAUGGUGUCGAACCAGAAACACUUCAAUUUUUGAAGCACAAAAUAUUUGAUUUAAUCACAGCCACACAAAAAUCUGACAUAAUUUGUCAUGAUGCAGAGAAAUAUUUAUCGGCCAUUUUAGGUGUAUGUAGUAUAGAACAAAGAAAAGAAGUAAUGCAAGUUAAAAAGAAUGUAUAUGAGCCACUUACUUUAGCUUGUAAGAUGACAAAUCUAAACAUGGUCAAGUUUUUUGUAGAACAUUGUCAAGCAGAAGUUAAUGGUGAAAAUCAUAAUGGAAGACCAUUACUCUGUGCUGUGGCCAAUGGUGAUGAAGAUAUUGUCCACUAUUUACUUGAAUGUAAUGCAGAUUUUAACAUAAGUUUUGCAGAAAACUACAAUAUGUUGAUGCUUUCCUUGCAGCUGUUUCCUCAAGAAAAAUUUAAGUCGUUUGGCUAUAAAUCAAAUGAGAAUUUUGAAAAUCAGGAUGAAAUUGACCAUCUUAAAGAAACACUAACCUUGAAAAUGCCACAUAAAUUUGAGAUUGUAAAACUUCUCAUUGACAAAGGUGCAGUAGAGAAAUGCACAAAAGAUCAGAUCUUUUACAUCUUGACCUCAGUUUUUAAUAGAUCAUUAGGUGUUUCGAAGGAGUCACUUCAAAUUUUAGUUGAUAAAAUUCCUAACUUUUACAAUGUUAGGAAUGCAGAUGGCAUGUCAGUUCUUGGAUAUGAAAUACUUCACCGAAGUUUUCACAUGUCAGAAUUCUUUGAUCCAUACUUCGACAAUGUCAAGGAUAUCAAUGAAGCAAACUUCUUGAAAUUUCAUGUUGUUCCAUUUUGGGAAAAGUCUGAUAAGAUAGAAAACAAUGUGGACUUUGUACUAGAGUCUUUUACCAUCAGCAAAGAAUCAAACAAUAUUUGUUUAUCUGAAGAGUUAGACGAUAAAUGUACGAAAUAUGUCCAUGCACUUGUGUAUUUAGCCUGCACAGGGAAUAUAACAUACUACAUGAAAUGUUUACAGAUGCCUGGCGUUCCUUUCAAUGCCAAGGUCAAUGGUUUGGAGAUGAUAGGGACAUAUUGUCUCACACAUAGGUAUUAUCUACAUGCUGUGCUAUGUUGGAAUGCUGCCAAUAAAUUGAGACAACAUCGGUGUCUCCGUAAGACGCGAAAUAAAACCUACUUCUCCUCAAAUAACAUAUUGAAAUGGGAAGAAGAUAUAUCUUUGGAGGAGGUAGCUCGUACAGUUCCUCUCCAAGCAUAUGUUGUGGAUAUGACUCAUGUGAUAUCAAAGAUUUUCACAGACACCUCACAAAAGACAGUAGAGGAAGUAACCCAAAGCUACAUCACCCAUGUACGAACCGGAGUAAUGCCAGAUUUAACUAUCAAUACAGAAGUCUGCUCGUUCAUGUCACAUGUAGAAAAGAAUAUCAAGGAUAAAACCACACCAAUAGAAGCAUAUACUCUGAUUCUUAUCAAAAAUGCUUUAGUUCAUGAACGUAUGAUUGGAUAUGGAGAUUUCAAUACAUUAGGUGCUUUUGAAUCUCUUGCAAAUGAGUUUUACGCAAAAGGUAAAAUAUUAGAAUGUGCUACACUGGUGACUUACAGUUAUCCAUAUUUUGUUAAGCAUCUACCAAAUGAAGUCAAUUUAUCUGUCAUUGCCAGUUGGGACAAAAAGAACGCCUUGAAAAAUUUCAUAUCACCAUUGAUAGACAUUGUUUUGAUUGAAAGUCUACAUGCAAAAUUAACCUUUGACCUUUCAAUGGCAAUAUGGAAAUGUUUAUUCCUGGAAUGUUGUGUCACACCAAGGUGUCAAAGGAAAUUUCUAGAAUUUGCAUCAUUGCUUGUGAUGAUGAAGAGAAUGGCGAAACGAGAAAAAACAGCUGAAGAAUAUCAAAGAUUUUCAGAGUUGAUGAAGAAAGUUAUAAAAACUGAUCUAAGGAACCUAUAUGGCCAGACUCUAUUACAUUAUACGGUACCUUCAUUAUCAAAUCACACAAUCGACAUGUUGAUGUCCCCUAACGACAAAAGUCCCAUGAUUUAUGAAUUCUCAGGAUCGGUAGAAAUGAUCAAACUGCUGUUGACAUACGGAGCAGAUCCUAAUGCUUUUGAUGACGUAGGUAUGACGCCUCUUCACUUUUGUUACUUUUUAAUGUUGGACAAUAAUGAAGAGAGUGGAAUAGGCAAACCUGUAGAGAUUGUCCAGACUCUCUUAGAGGGUGGAGCACAUCCAGAUUGUGCUGAUUUUAGCAAGCGUUCAGCCAUUGAGAGUUCUCAGCAAUCAUUAGUACCUCUGUGUCCAGUAUCACACCAAACACUACAGUGCCUUGCAUCAAAUGCCAUUCUAAACAAUGGGUUGUCAUUUCAUUCAGAUUUAACCCCACAUCUCGUUAAAUUUGUUGAAUUGCAUAAAAAACAUGGAAAGCCAACUACGCAGAACUUUCCUGAACAAGUAUUUGGAUGAUUAACAGAUUUAAUUGGUCACAGGACUUUCCUGAACAAUUGUUUUGAUAAUAUAAUAUAGUCACAGAAUUUUUCUGAACAAUUGUAAGAAUAAUUGAAUUGGCUGUUUAUGAUUUAGUUUUUCAUCGAACCUGCAACUUUUGUUGCAGAAAGCUUGACAUAGGGAUAGUGAUGCUGCUACGGCUACAGCGGCAGUGUUAGCUAACUUCUUAAAAGCUUUAUAUUUUAGAAGGUGGAAGACCCGGAUGCUUCAUAGUGUAAAUAUGUAAAUAGAUGCCUUAUGUUACGAAGUUUCCGUCAGUCACAUGUCCAAUGUCCUUGACCUCAUUUUCACAUGAUUCAGUGACCACUUGAAAAAAAAGUUCAUUUGUUUUUGUAAUGUUGAAUUCUCUCUUAUUAUAAGUAUAAGGAUAACUGUAUUUGGUAUGUGCAUACCUUGCAAGGUCCUCAUGCCAAUCAGACAUUUUUCACUUGACCGCAACCUCAUUUCAUGGAUCAGUGAACAAGGUCAAGUUUUGGUGGUCAAGUCCAUAUCUCAGAUACUAUAGGCAAAAGGUCUAGUAUAUUUGGUGUAUGGAAGGACUGUACAGGGUACACGUCUAACUGACAGGUGUCAUCUGACCUUGACCUCAUUUUCAUGGUUAAGUGUUUUGGUCUGUUUUUCUCAAACUGUAUGCAAUAGGUCGUCUAUAUUUGUUGUAUGGAAUGAUUGCAAGGUGUACAUGUCUAGUGGGCAAAUAUCAUAUUUUCAUGGUAAUCAGUGGUCAAAAUUAAGUUUUUGUCUUUUUAUCUAAUACUUUAUGUAAUAGGUCAACUAUAUUUGGUGUAUGGAAAUAUUUUAUGAUAUAUAUGUCAGUCGUGCAGGUUUUAUUUGACCUUGACCUUUUUUUCAUGGUUCAUUGCUCAGUGUUAAGUUUUUGUGUUUUGGUCUAUUUUUCUUAAACUAUAAGCAAUAGGUCAGCUAUAUUUGCAGUAUGGAAGCAUUGUUAGUUGUACAUGUCUGCCUUGCAUGGUUCAUCUGACCUUGACCUCAUUUUCAUGUUUCAUUGUUUUCUUGGUUAAUGUUGAGUUUAUUUGACAGUUGUAAUAAAGCUUUAUAUUUAGGACUAAUAACAGAAUAUCAAUAAUUAGUAAAGAAGGUGAAACAUUUCAGCGUGUGCACUCUUGUGUAUAUAACAUGCACUGUGUCACAUAUUGUGUCCUUUGUUUGCUAGUCUGGCAGCUCUGGCCUUGGUUAAAGGUUAGAUGAACUCUUUGUCAUAUUUAAUAUCAUAUUUAAUGCAAGCCAAUGUUUGUUUAUUUGGCUGUAAACAUCAGAUUACCCGGUAUACACAUUUUUUUUUACUGGUACAUGUAAUAUAUUCCAGCAAUUUUAACACUCAACAAGUCUUGAUUUUGAUUCAUGUUUGUUAGAAAUUUGUUGGACAUAAGAUUUUUAGGUAAAGAUUGCAUAGGGACUGACUUGAUAGCUAGAUGUUCCAAGGCUUAUAAUUAUCACACUGUCUUUUUUGAUAAACAAAAUAUAGUGCAUUGAUCAUAACCUUCUAUAAAUCCUAUCCAGAAAUUUUUCAAUGUACCCGGUAAUAUACGCUCAGAUAUUCAAGGCACAAAAUGACGUUAGACUUGUCAAGAAACAUAACUUUUGCAAGGUACCGUAAUCUAAUAUCUAGUCUAAAAAUAUAAAUGAUGUCAUUGUUAACCUCAUCUUUAAAAAUUAAAGUUAUUUUCCUUUGUCUAGAAUAGCUGUUAAAUCAACUACAACCAAUGCCAUAUUUAAUAUUACUUCCCACUGAUAAAUUGAAGCAAUCUUUAAAGUUAACCGUUAAGUGCUUUCUAGCAUUCUAGCAAAUUAGUUAGUGGCUGUGGCUACAUCAUGUUGUAUUGUCUAAUUUGGUUGCAAUUUGGGAACAUCUUAGCUUUUCAUUUUGGUGAUGAAUCCAAUGGUUUGAUAGUUCAUAUAAAGCCAUCUAUAUGGAUGGAGACUACUAAAAUAAAAUUAUGAGGAUAGCUUUAAUAAUUGGUUAAGUUGAUUUAUUAAAUGAAAUCUGUAAGAAUGACAUUUAGUGAUUAGACUAAAAUGUAGGUCAACUGUGUUAGAAUUUAUUAUCAAUCAUGUUUUUUGUGAAACAAAUAUACACAAUGUACAUAGGUAGAUGUCUUAGAUUUGUUGGCACAUAUUUUUCUUGCAUUAAAAGCCUUGUGGAAUUGUCAUUAAGUUUAUAUUACUGUUUUUGUGAAUGUUUGUACAAGUAUAGAUACUUUGUGUCCUAAAUAUGAGAUGUAUUGUUUGUAAUUUAUAGGUUAACUAUCUUUUACAAUAUCUAUAGGUAACAUACAGGGGUCGAAUUUAAGCUUUUUGUGUACUGGCCAGCCGGACCAGUGGACUGAAAAUCAACUGGUCCGGCUCCUAAUCUACUGGUCCUGCAAAAAUUACAUGCAUUUGACAACUCUAUCAACUGUAAUACUUAGUAUCCCCUGUAAUUGAUGUCGCAGGUAAAUUGUUUUGUAAACAAAAAGAGAUUGCAAAGCCAUCAGAGAUUUUUAUAGGCAAAUCUACUGGUCUGACGCAAAUUCUACUGGUCUCGGACCACCAGACCAGCGCUAAUUUCUACCCCUGGUAACAUAUGACUGUAAAGUUCCUAGUAUUAAAUAUUAUACAGAUGUUAUUUUA
Mytilus trossulus (common blue mussel) is the source of this 5485-nucleotide messenger RNA. RefSeq lists its product as uncharacterized. Gene Ontology annotation, cellular component: ciliary inversin compartment. Gene Ontology annotation, biological process: protein localization to ciliary inversin compartment. Gene Ontology annotation, molecular function: protein binding. Lineage: Eukaryota; Metazoa; Mollusca; Bivalvia; Mytilida; Mytilidae. The transcript has 2 exons. Bases 149 to 2815 code for a protein of 888 amino acids. The record is from RefSeq and is a predicted model, not a curated record.